This is a messenger RNA of Hemiscyllium ocellatum (epaulette shark), 1664 nucleotides long. RefSeq names its product intestinal-type alkaline phosphatase 1-like. Gene Ontology annotation, cellular component: plasma membrane. The coding region runs from base 1 to 1635 and encodes 544 amino acids. Lineage: Eukaryota; Metazoa; Chordata; Chondrichthyes; Orectolobiformes; Hemiscylliidae. The record is from RefSeq and is a predicted model, not a curated record. Gene Ontology annotation, biological process: dephosphorylation. Gene Ontology annotation, molecular function: alkaline phosphatase activity. The transcript has 12 exons.
AUGAAUGUGGAGGACUAUAUCCUCAAGCAAACCAGGUCGUCUGCAAACCAGGAUGUCCUUAUGUGCACAAUAUCUGAUAAUGUACUGUUUCCCAAAAGCACAAGCCGACAGAGUAUUGGAAUGGUCCCUACACAAGAAGAGGCCCCAGCGUUCUGGAAUGCGAAAGCUAAAGAAACACUGAAGAUUGCUUUGGAACUCCAACCAGUCAAACACAGAGCAAAAAAUGUUAUAUUGUUUCUUGGGGAUGGAAUGGGAGUUCCCACAGUGACCGCGACCCGAAUACUAAAAGGGCAACUUGAUGGCAAACCUGGAGAAGGAACUGUGCUCGCAAUGGAAUCAUUUCCACAUCUUGGUCUCUCCAAAACGUACAAUGUUGAUCACCAAGCCCCUGAUAGUGCAGGAACAGCUACUGCUUACCUUUGUGGGGUCAAAGCAAACUAUGGAACCAUUGGACUGAGCGCAGCAGCUAGACGAGGACAAUGUAGCACAACUUUUGGCAAUGAGGUCAUGUCAGUACUUAAGAGGGCAAAAGAUGCAGGAAAGUCGGUUGGCAUUGUAACAACCACUCGAGUUCAACAUGCUUCGCCAGCUGCUACAUAUGCCCACGUUGCAGACAGAGAUUGGUAUGGUGAUGGUGAAAUGCCAUCCGAUGCAAUUAAGAAAGGUUGCAAGGACAUUGCUUAUCAGCUCAUAUAUAACACAGAUAUUGAUGUCAUACUUGGAGGAGGUAGAAAGUACAUGACUCCUGAAGGAACACCUGACCCUGAAUAUCCAGAGAACCCCAAGCAAAAUGGCACUCGAAAAGAUAAACAAGAUCUGAUUGAAAAAUGGCUCAGUAUCAAAAAAGAUGCACAAUAUGUGUGGAAUAAAGAGCAGUUUGAUGCUGUCAAUGUGGAGACAACUAAGUAUUUGAUGGGUUUGUUUGAACCCAAGGAUAUGAAAUUUGAGUUAAAUCGAAACCAGACUAUGGAUCCUUCGAUUGUUGAAAUGACUGACAAAGCCAUUCAAAUUCUCCAGAAAAAUCCCAAGGGAUUUUUCCUAUUUGUUGAAGAUAAUGGUAGAAUUGAUCAUGGACACCAUGAUGGAACAGCAGUGCAAGCUUUAACUGAAGCAGUUAAAUUUGAUGAAGCUAUUGAAAAAGCAAGUUUCUUGACAAGUGAUGUUGACACUCUCACUAUAGUAACUGCAGAUCAUUCACAUAUGUUCGCAUUUGGUGGAAAAGCACUUCGUGGCAAUCCAAUAUUUGGACUGGCACCAGCACUUGCUUUGGAUGGAAAGCCAUAUACAACCAUCUUGUAUGGAAAUGGACCAGGCUAUGCAAUCACAAAUGCCACACGACCAAAUCCAAAGUCCACUGAUUAUCAAAACAAGAAUUAUGAACAACAAGCUGCUGUUCCACUAGAUUCAGAAACUCAUGGAGGAGAAGAUGUAGCAAUUUUUUCUAAAGGUCCCAUGGCUUAUUUGUUCCACAAAACCCAUGAAGAGAAUUACAUUGCCCAUGUGAUUGCAUAUGCUGCUUGCAUUGAACCAUAUAGGGAGUGUCCACCAAAUCCCACCACCAGCAGUGGAUCUUCAGUCCAGCCUAUGAAUCUUCUCAGUAUUUUACUGGUGACACUUUAUUUUCUCAAGUCCUAAAGCAUGUUUAGCUGCUUUGUAUAUAAUGU